Molecule: messenger RNA, 827 nt
Organism: Diachasma alloeum
Lineage: Eukaryota; Metazoa; Arthropoda; Insecta; Hymenoptera; Braconidae
Gene: vnc
Product: N-alpha-acetyltransferase daf-31
Exons: 1
Coding region: 98-688 (196 amino acids)
Biological process (GO): N-terminal peptidyl-glutamic acid acetylation
Cellular component (GO): NatA complex
Molecular function (GO): protein N-terminal-serine acetyltransferase activity; protein-N-terminal-glutamate acetyltransferase activity
Source: RefSeq, a predicted model, not a curated record
AAAAAACUCCGCAAGGACUGAACAAACAUCGAACAGAAAUCCAUCCAACGAAUCGCCACAACCCAUUACCCACUGAUCACUAAAAUACUCUCCUAAAAUGGCGAUAAACAUUCGCUGUGCCAACACCAACGAUCUUCUGAACAUUCAGCACUGCAAUCUCCAGUGUCUGCCCGAGAACUACCAGAUGAAGUACUACCUCUACCAUGCGUUGUCGUGGCCACAGUUGAGUUACGUCGCUGAGGACGAGAAAGGUCGGAUCGUUGGCUACGUUCUAGCCAAAAUGGAGGAGGACUGCGAGGACAAUCCUCACGGUCACAUCACGAGUUUAGCUGUCAAGAGGUCGCACCGACGUUUGGGAAUUGCUCAGAAGCUCAUGAACCAGGCCUCGAGGGCUAUGGUUGAGUGCUUCGAUGCUAAUUACGUCUCUCUUCAUGUUCGACGCAGUAAUAGAGCUGCAUUGAACCUGUACACGAGUAGUUUGGGCUUCGAAGUGUCAGAGGUUGAACCCAAGUACUACGCUGAUGGCGAGGAUGCUUAUGCCAUGAAGAGGGACCUCAGCAGCUUCCACAGCGAGAAGCAGGACAGGAUCAGGGACGACGCUUGCAAGGGAAUCAAGGACUGCGCGGUGAAAAAUACUGGGGCCACUCAGCAGCACACGCAUACUGGCCGGUGCUGCGAUCACUCUUAGGAGGUUUUAAUGAAUUUGAUGGAGUGGAAGGGGUGAUUGUGUACAUGGAUUAAUGAAUUUUUAUGGUAAAUUAAGAUUUUUGGAAGGGUGAGGUGAUAAUAAAGAUCUUGUGGGAUUCAAUUGCUUUCUCUUUUUGGAA